Crotalus tigris (Tiger rattlesnake) is the source of this 3648-nucleotide messenger RNA. Its product is annotated as olfactory receptor 49-like. The transcript is spliced from 2 exons. Lineage: Eukaryota; Metazoa; Chordata; Lepidosauria; Squamata; Viperidae. Gene Ontology annotation, cellular component: membrane. Gene Ontology annotation, molecular function: G protein-coupled receptor activity; olfactory receptor activity. Gene Ontology annotation, biological process: G protein-coupled receptor signaling pathway. The record is from RefSeq and is a predicted model, not a curated record. The coding region runs from base 1951 to 2895 and encodes 314 amino acids.
CCAGCCAAAGCACGGGGGAAAUUACCUAUCCCUAUAACAUAAUGAGAUGACACCAUUUUUGCACUCUGUGCUUCAAAAACUAACAAACCCUAGGUUGUGGUUUAUAAAUCACAGCAGUUGAUGUGAUUUAUCACAGAUGUGAAGGCAGAACGAAACCACAACCAAACUUGGUGUGUGGCAUGAGAGAGGGGAAAAUAAAGUGCCCUACACAAGGAAUGUGCACACAAUGAUUUUCCCUGUCUUUGGGUUUGACAUCAAUAGAGGAAGAAGUUAUAGAAAACCUGAUACAGAUUCCCCUGCAAUGCAUUUUAUUACUGCUUGAGGAGGUUCUGAGGGAGCUUUGCAAGCCAAUCCUGUAUACCUCUUACACCACAUGCUUCAAAACAAUAACAAGCUCCAUGGUUUAUAAGAAGUUACUUCUAUGCUCAAUGCUGUGAAAAAAUAUGUAUGUAUGUAUGCAGAAAAAUUGUCCUCUGUAUAUCUGUGACCCAAGAAUCUUCUGAAAGGCACUCUGGACGGUGAAUGUUCUCUUUUCCCAAAUUUGAAUUAGGGAGUAAAGUUUUGAUGAAUGCUCUUUCCUUGUUUUUUAUUUAUUGAUAUAUUCAACCCAGUCUAAUAAACUAGAGGAUGGUUUUACUGAAGAUAGCAUAAGGUUCACAAAAUCUGCAUGAAUAUUUUAAUAUAAAUUGGAAACGGUGAGUAUUUUGGAAAUGUUUCAAUUCUUGGGUCAAGAACAUUGAGGUUUACUUCUGCUCUGAAUAUCAAGACCGUGACUGCAGAGUUUCAGAUUUUUGCAGUAGGUAAAGGCUUUUUAAUGUGUGAUGUUUAGGAUGCGUUUAGAAACAAAACUCAAGCCCAUUUUGUUUUCCUCCUAUAAUUCAUCAUAGGAGAAUAUGCCCUGCAGAACCCAUUAGAACUUACUUCUGAAUCAAGUCUCUUUUGAUCCUAGUUCAUAAGCGUGCAGGUUGCAUUUGCCUGGCUGACAAAUCUGGAUGAUGAAUAUUUUGUCAGAGAGUUAAUUAGUCUGAAAUUUCCCUGAAUAAGCUUUAUGUUGAAUUCAUCUCCCCACUUUACCCUCAUGGCAAAAUGCUAAGGAGAUGUUAACCAGCACAAAGGUGUUGUCCUAGAGUGAACUUCCAAAAGGGACAUUUAACAGUUAGCAAGUAACCUAUUUGCCUUCAGAAGUUCUGGCUGGUCCAUCACUGGAGGCUUUUAAGAAGAGGCAGGAGACCCACUUGUGUGGCAUGGUAUAGGGUCUCCUGCUUCGGACAGGUUGAACUUAAAGACCUCCAAGGACUCUUCCUACUCUAUUCUUCUCUAUUUCUGUAUUAUCUCUGUUACUAUGGAUCCUCUUGUAGACCCAAGAAGGGAGGAUCAUUGGGAAGAAACAAGGGACUGAUGAAUUUUCUACUGUGUCUACAAUGGAGAGACACAUAAUGUGAACACUUAGCUUUCCGAAGAAGGAUCUAAUGGUUAGAAAAAUGAAAAAACAACAGAAUAGGACAAUCAGCAGUAAGGUGGAAAGACUCAGUUCCAGCAAUGAUGAACGUAUUAUUGGAAGACUUGAAGGACCAGGUUAAAGACAGAUCUUCUGUUCAGUAGGAGUUGGAAAUGAUUUGAUAAUUAAUCUAUAUUGGACAUAUUUCCAAUUUGGUAAUACAGUAUUAUUUUUUCUUUUCUUUUAUUCCCCAUCUUUCUUCCUUAUUCAACAAUUAUCCAAAAUUGUGACUGGAGCUGUCACCCUUGUUCCAGGAAGUUCUCAAAAAUUAUUCCUCUUCAAGCGAGAUUCAUCAUUUUCUACUAGUGCAGCAGGAUAAGUCUUAAACCCAGAGAAGCUGCUAAGCGGUCCAAUUAUGUUUUCUGAAUGCAGCUCCAAUGAGAAGAAUGAUAGGAUCAUCUUUUCUUCAGGACUUGAAACAUUAUCAAUUUGAAACACAAGGAAUGAACUAAAUGGAAAACAGCACCACAGUGAGGGAAUUCAUAUUGUUAGGGCUGACUAACAACCAACAAAUUGCUGUUGGCCUUUUUCUCAUCCUGCUUGGGAUUUAUUUUUUGACAUUGAUAGGAAACAUGUUGAUUAUUAUUAUCACAUUGGUGAAUGCCCAACUCUGUAGUCCAAUGUAUUUCUUCCUCCGACAUGUGGCAUGGAUGGAGAUUGGGUAUAUAAGUAGCAUCAUUCCUAAAACGCUGGCCAACAUAGCCACUGGUAACAAGAGUAUCUCUUUAGCUGGUUGCUUCGUACAGAUGUUCCUCUAUUUUGUUCUUGGCACCACUGAAUUCCUUCUACUGGCCACAAUGUCUGUUGAUCGCUACAUAGCCAUCUGUAAGCCUCUCCACUACACAACCAUCAUGAAUGAACAAAUCUGCUCAUUAUUGGUACUUUGUUGCUGGAUUGGGAGUUUGUCACUCAUUCUAGUUCCAUCUGUUCUUUUCUUUCAAAUGCCAUUUUGUGGUCCUAACAUCAUCAAUCAUUUCUUUUGUGACAAUGGAGCACUAAUCAAACUCUCAUGUGUUGAUACCAGCCUCCUAGAACUGAUUAAUUUUAUGAUUGCCAUAUUCUCUCUGCUUGGGACCUUAAGUGUCAACAUUGUAUCUUAUGUCAAAAUCAUUUCCACGAUUCUGCGCAUCCCAUCAAUUACAGGGAGGAAGAAGACAUUCUCCACCUGUGCAUCUCACAUGACUGUGGUCUCCAUCACUUACAGCAGUUGUGUUUUCAUGUACAUAAGACCCAAAGGCAGCAGCAAAUUAGAUUACAACAAAAUGAUAGCCCUUCUGAAUACUGUCCUGGCUCCACUUUUGAUCUCGUUCAUAUAUUGUUUGAGGAACAGACAAGUGCAGGAUGCAUUGAGGACUGAACUGAGACAAUGGAUUGAGUUUUGCAAGAAAUUGAAGUGAUUUGUCAUUGAUAUGACCUUGAAUCAGAUUUUAAAGUUCAACUUCUGCUUUGUUAAAUUAUGGCAUGCGCUGCUUUCAGAUGUAAUGAUCACACACUGAGGUGGUUUAUAAGAGGACGUGGUAAUCAGGAAGCAAAGCAUCUGAUAAUCCUCAACAAAAUAAAGCACAAUAUAUCAGAAACAUGCACAAAAUAUUUUGUUCUGUCUUUGGGUUUGAUAUCUACAGAGGAAACUGACAUAAAAUGCUUGAUAGAUAUUUCUUGCAAUUUGCAAUAGGUUUCUUUGAUCCUCAAGAAGUCCCUGUGGGAUCUUCACAGUUAGUUUUGAAUACAUGUUGCACCUUAUGCUUUAAAAUGGUAACUAGCUUCAUUGUUUAUAAGAGGUGGCUUCCAUGUUCAUUGCCCUGAAAAUAUAUGGAAGACAGCAAAACUGCACAGCGGGUACAUCUGAGAAUGCAGAAAGUUAUGCUUCCCAAACAUUGAAUUAAGGGGUAACAUUUUAACAGAUGCAUUUGCUUUGCCUCUGAUUUGUAAGCAAAAUCAGCACCAUGUCACAAUCUAGAAAAAUGACUAUUACUCACAGAAAAUUGCAAGACCAUAGCCUAGAGACCAUGAACAAUUUCUGAAUCUGUUUUGUGUAUAUUGUAAGUGGUGGAAAUACUGCCUGCCAAAUAUAAACUAAGGAGAGAAAAAAAUGAUAUAUAUUGUUACUUUGCCUCUGAUUUGUAACAUUAUUAAACAUAUCCUCUAUAAAA